AUGCCUUGGGACUUGAUCACCCUGAACGAUGGUAACAGCAUUCCCGGCAUUGGGUUUGGGACGUGGAAGAUUCCAAUAGGCGCCACGACGGCCGACCAGGUCGACCAGGCGAUCUCUGUUGGGUUCAGCCAUAUCGAUACCGCCCAAGCCUACAGGAACGAAGCUGACGCGGGGAAGGCGAUCCACGAGAGCGGGCUCGCGCGCAAGGACAUCUUCAUCACCACCAAGUACAGCGGCCUCGACGGGCUGGACAUCGAGACGUCUAUCAAGAACAGUCUCAGCAACUUGGGAGUGCAGUACAUCGACUUGUAUCUUAUCCACCACCCCCGGCUCGCUGUUCCCGACAUACCGACCGCAUGGGCUGAACUGGAGGGGCUGAAGAACGCAGGGCUUGUGAAGAGCAUUGGGAUCAGUAACUUCGGGAUAAAGGAAACGCAGAUCCUCCUUGCGUCUGCGAAGAUCAAGCCUGCAGUCAACCAGAUCCUCCUGCACCCCUACGUCUACGCCCAACAAGCACCCCUCCUCGAGUUCAGCCGCGUCAACGGCAUUGUCAUCGAGGCCUACAGUGCCCUCACGCCCUUGACAAGCCGCCGAGGCGGCCCAGUCGACGAUCCUGUCAAGUCUGUAGCGAAGCGCCUCAAAGCGACUGAAGAUCAAGUCCUCCUCGCUUGGACCAAAGCCAAGGGCGCCGUCAUCCUCACAACGAGCUCGAAGAAGUCGAGGCUUGAAGGGUACCUUGCUGCGGGCGACCUUGUCCUCAAAGACGAAGAGAUCCUGGCAAUCGACAAGGCAGGUGCGAAAGGUGCCCAAAUCGUCACUGCACAGAAGGUUGUUCGACGAGCUGCAAUCGUCCUGUUCGCUGGCGCUGUUGGGCUGGGCCUCUGCUCCUACUUGGGUAUCGACGUCUUGUGA
Molecule: messenger RNA, 912 nt
Organism: Cyclocybe aegerita
Lineage: Eukaryota; Fungi; Basidiomycota; Agaricomycetes; Agaricales; Hemipholiotaceae
Source: the annotation of a GenBank genome assembly